AUGAGUAGAAUUGUAUCACCAUUAAGGAUGGAUUCUGCCCUCAACAACUCAAUUGAAGAGGAAAACGAAUGGGUGCCAACUUGUGCUGAAGAAUUAAAGCCGAAGGUUGGACAACAAUUCAAUACAUUAGAAGAAGGUGAAGAGUUUUACAAAAGGUAUGCACAUAAUGCUGGAUUUAGUGUUCGUUGCUCAUCUGAAACUAAAGACAAAACUGGCGUGAAGCGUUGGAAGUAUUUUGUUUGCUCAAAAGAAGGUUACCUACCAAAUAGGACAGAAAGUGUGGUGCAAAGUGAAUCCACAGUUAAGCUUAAGGCUAGAAGAAGGAGUCUAACAAGAGAAGGAUGCUAUGCAAGAGCUGUUUUCAAACUGGUAGAGGAAGGUAAAUAUGAACUUAAUAAAUUUCAUGAAAGUCAUACACAUGCACUUGCUUCACUUAUGAAGAGACAAUUUUUACGAUCAGCAAGAAAAGUGAAUCCUGUGCACAAGAGUUUAUUGCGUGCAUAUAAUAGAGCAAAUAUUGGACCUUCGAAAACUUACCACUUGUUGAAAGAGCAAUUUGGGGGUUAUCAAAAUGUUGGAUGCACACAAAGAGAUCUUCAAAAUUACUCAAGAGAUUUAAAGACUUUAAUUAAAGAUUCUGAUGCUCAUGUAUUUAUUGACAACUUUAGAAGGAAGCAAGAAUUAAAUCCAUCCUUCUACUGUGGCUCUACGGGUUCCACCACCUCCAUCUUCGACCACCUAAAGCUUUAG
This is a messenger RNA of Lotus japonicus, 750 nucleotides long. RefSeq names its product putative protein FAR1-RELATED SEQUENCE 10. Lineage: Eukaryota; Viridiplantae; Streptophyta; Magnoliopsida; Fabales; Fabaceae. The coding region runs from base 1 to 750 and encodes 249 amino acids. The transcript has 2 exons. The record is from RefSeq and is a predicted model, not a curated record.